UCAGCAUGAUUAACCAUGUCUUCAGUGAGGACGUCUAUUCCAGGUUCUCAGGAGUGCAGCAGAAAUGCGUUGGGCAUGGAGUGUAUCCGCCCUCUGGUACGGACGGGGGUGGAGACGCCUGACCCCAUUAAAACCACUGUCCACGGGAACAUCCCAGCCUGGAUCAGUGGCAGCCUCCUGCGGAACGGGCCGGGCAAGUUUGAGUUUGGCAACGAUAGCUACAAACACUGGUUUGAUGGCAUGGCCCUUGUUCACAAGUUCAAGAUAGAAGGUGGCCAGGUGACCUAUGAGAGCCAUUACAUUCGUAGUGACAGUUACAAGGCCAACAGCGAGAACAACCGCAUCAUGGUGUCAGAGUUCGGUACCCUGGCCAUACCAGACCCAUGCAAGAACUCCCUCCAGCCUUGUAUGUCCACCUUUGAAGUGCCAGAACUGACAGACAAUUCCAACGACAACUUUGUUAAAUACAAGGGAGACUAUUACAUCAGUGCAGACCUCCAGUACAUGCGCCGGUUUGACCCUGAGACCCUGGAGUCAAAGGAAAAGGUGGACUGGAGCAAGUUUGUUGCUGUCAAUGCAGCCACAGCCCAUCCCCACUAUGGACCUGAUGGAGCGACAUACAACAUAGGCACCUCAUACAACGAUAAAGGGCCCUUCUACCACAUCAUCCGUGUGCCUGCUGAGAAGGCAGAGCCAUCCGAGACCCUCGAGGGCGCUGAAGUGCUGUGUACUAUCCCUUCAAUGGACGGAGUCACACUCUCUUACUGCCACAGCUUUUCAAUGACAGAGCAUUACCUGGUGCUCUUGGAACAGCCUAUGAGGUUGGAUGUGAAGAAAAUCUCCGAAAUGCCUGGAAAGCCCAUAUAUCCUGGACUCAAGUGGGACCCCAGUUUGGAUACGGUGUUCCACGUGAUCAACAAGCACACUGGAAAGCCAUUCUCUGUGAAGUACCACGCCAAGCCACUGUUCAGCUUCCAUCAGAUCAAUGCCUUCGAGCAGGAUGGCUUCCUGUUGGUCGACCUGUGCUGCAGUGAUGAUGGGGUGGCCAUAGAUGAUUUCCUGAUGAAGAACAUGCUUAAGUCUGGAGAGCCCAGGGACCCGGUGAAUAUGUCAUCAGAAAUCUCCCCUCGCCGAUUCGUCUUUCCUCUCAAUGUGGACGACGACACGCCAAUUGAUCAGAAUCUGAACACCAUUCCCUCCAGCCUGGCCACUGCUAUCAAGGUUUCCAAGGACAAGGUGUUCUGUACCUAUGAAAAUCUCUAUUCUGAAGACCUCCAUAAGUAUGGAGGCAUGGACUUCCCAGGGAUUAACUAUGCCAAAUUCAACGCCCGACCUUACCGCUACUUCUACGGCAGUGGGAGCAGACACCUCCUGGGGGAUUCCCUCCUCAAGAUGGACCUCCAGGGGAAACGGCUGAAGGUGUGGGAUCACCCCGGGCUUUUCCCUUCUGAGCCGGUCUUUGUUCCAUCGCCCAACGCCACAGAGGAAGAUGAUGGAGUCAUUCUGUCUGUGGUCCUCACUCCCACCAAGGAAAACAGCUCUUUCCUUUUGGUCCUGGAUGCCAGAACGUUUGAAGAGCUUGGCAGAGCCGAGGUUCCUGUAAACAUGCCUUAUGGUUUCCAUGGCGUGUUCAACAGCAACAACUAGUGCCCUUACUUUCACAGCACUGCUAAUCCCAUUUUAAUAAACGUUUUUACUUCUGAAUAAUUCACUGCAGAUAAUUAGCCAUGCUGUUGACCUGAAGGAAGAGAGGAAGGGCAAAGAGGAAAAGGAAAUAAAAAAGGCAAAAGAAAGCAAAAGCGAGUGGCACUUUUAAGUUGGCCGGCUCUGCCACUUUUUGGCAGCGGCUUCCUCCCAAAUGCACCGGGAAACAGAAGAAGGAAUAAGAACCCCACAACAGGGAAAACCGCCUCUCUGGAGUCAUCUCCCGGUCUCUGCCACGCACUGUGGAGACGAGCACACCAAGAACCUGGGCUGAUUCGUUAACACCCACCCAACGCAACGACCCAACGCAACGAAAUCCAGCUCUCCACCUGACUAAACUUUACACUCCUCCAUCAGCAAAAUCCAGCCGAAGGCUAAUUCUCUGAGACGACUCCCUCCUGGGUUUUGGAACCAAAAAUGUAACGCGGUGUGUCACUACCCUGGGAGGGAGAUGCAGCACUUCCGGGAUUUACCCGUCUCUUGCCACAUGGAGAGAGAGAGAGCGCCCACACCAAGACAAAAUAAAUAAUGAAGUCUUUGCCCUUCCCCCUCACAAUAAGAAAAAAAAAAAAAAGGCAAAACCCAAAAGGUAGCUUUUCAGACUGGCUUUUCUUCGGGCUUCAUGCACCCCACGCAGCUCAAUUAAGCUAAGUUAGGCAUACAUUGAAGCCCCAGAAAUGGGGUGUGAGAAGAAAUUGUCAGGUAUAGGUAUAAGAGCUCAGCGGUGCUUUGCAAGCAAAGUCAUUUUCUUGACUGCUCAUUGUUAUGCUAUGUUCUAUAACAUUCAUGUUUGUGAUGAAAAAUGAAUUUGUUUUUGGAGUUGAAAAUGAAUUCAAUAAAAAAAAAAAAAAACAUUGUGUUUACAUUCUGA
Conger conger (European conger) is the source of this 2575-nucleotide messenger RNA. Its product is annotated as carotenoid-cleaving dioxygenase, mitochondrial-like. The transcript is spliced from 12 exons. The record is from RefSeq and is a predicted model, not a curated record. Gene Ontology annotation, cellular component: mitochondrion. Lineage: Eukaryota; Metazoa; Chordata; Actinopteri; Anguilliformes; Congridae. Bases 16 to 1647 code for a protein of 543 amino acids. Gene Ontology annotation, molecular function: carotenoid dioxygenase activity; beta-carotene 15,15'-dioxygenase activity. Gene Ontology annotation, biological process: retinal metabolic process; carotene catabolic process.